This is a messenger RNA of Stomoxys calcitrans (stable fly), 4518 nucleotides long. RefSeq names its product cold shock domain-containing protein E1 (gene Unr). Bases 1089 to 4298 code for a protein of 1069 amino acids. The transcript has 11 exons. The record is from RefSeq and is a predicted model, not a curated record. NCBI's taxonomy places the organism in Eukaryota, Metazoa, Arthropoda, Insecta, Diptera, Muscidae. Gene Ontology annotation, molecular function: nucleic acid binding.
AGCUUAUAAGCAAAAAAAAAAAAAAUAAAAAUAAUAAUAAAACAAAAAAACAACAUACACAUCUAAUAUAGAAUAAAAGUCUUGAGGUAAUUAAAGACUUGCAAAAACAACAACAAAAACUAAGGAAAAAAACAUAUAAUUGUAUUCAAAGUUCUUAUAGUUAUAAUAUUGAACAUCUAAGAAAAUAAUAAUAAAAAAAAAAACAAAAAAAUCCUUAAGUGUUUUUUAAACACAGACCACGCCAAAAAAUCCAAAAAAAAAACACUACUUUAAAAAACUUAUGAAAUUUUGAAAAAAAAACCCACAACAAAAAUAUUCUCCACAAUUCUCAAAUUUUUCAAGUAUUUUUUAACUUGCAUCUGAUCCCAAAGAUUUUUUUUUUACAAAUGAUCUGUGUAUUAAUUUCAAAUUAAUCCAUUAAAACCCCCCAAAAACCAAGCAAUAUUAAAACAAAACAAAAAAAAGAAAACUACAACAACAAACCAAUAGACAAAAGUUUAGAAAAGAACACCACAACUCCUUAAAAGACUAGAAAGUUUUCUAAAAAAAUUCUUUAAAGCAUUUCUCGAUUUUUCACGCGCCAAGCCUCAGUUGACUUAUUCCAUCAAUGGUGGAUUUUUACUCAAAAUCAUCAUUGUCUCCAUCAUCAUCAUCAUCAUCAUCGCCGUCGUCGUCGCCAUAAAAAUAUAAUAAAAUUCAGUGCCUCUCGUUAAAUUUUCCGUUGCAAAACAAAAGAAAUAAAUAAAUUAAAAUCCAAACAUCAACAUUUGAGAAACUACAAAACUCCAGUGUUAAUUUGAAAGUGUUCAAACAAUCCUUCGCCAAAUCGUUCUCAUCAAUUGUUGCGCUGCUGCACUUCGUUUUCACCCAUCUACAUUCGACACCUUGCUACGAGUCGAUCCAUACAUCGCCAGCUGAUUUGGUUGACUUUAAGACAUCAUUAAAUUUGCUUUAAAGAGCAUUAUAUUUUCAGCACAAAAAAGAUUAUCUAAGCAUUUUCUUUACAUCGUCUUCUGUGAGCCAAACACUCUCCCACACACACACUCUCUCUCUCUCUCUCUCCCUCUCAACUUGUUGCUCUGGUCAUUAUGAAUACUCAGUCGAAAGGAUAUCGUACGGGUGAAGAAAUCUAUGAUAAUUUGCAAUGUGAUGGUUGGAUGAACAUGAAUACCAUGCGUAAUUUGAGCAUUUCGAAUAAUUUCCCACCAAUUGGAACUUUCUCGCUGGAAACGGCUUUGGGUACGCAGCAAACUCCGCAGCCACCACAGCCACCGCAACAUCAUCAACAACAACAGCAACAGCAUCAACAGAAUCAUCAUCAACAACACGCACCACCGCUGCAUCAUCAAUCACAGGGACCCCCACCUUUGAGUCAACAUCCACCCAUUGGUAUUUUUGACGAAGUGCCAGAGAUUAUACAAAAUCCGGCAACAGUUGGUGUUUUCCAAUCGAAUAGCGUAUUGAGCAAUGGUGGUGGCUCCAGCUUUGGUCAAUCCAAUUCUUCAUCGUCGGCUGCCAACGAUCCAAGUCAGACAACUCGUGAGACUGGUAUAAUAGAAAAGUUAUUGCAUUCGUAUGGUUUUAUUCAGUGUUGUGAGCGCCAGGCUCGUUUGUUCUUUCAUUUCUCACAAUUCAGUGGUAACAUUGAUCAUUUAAAAAUCGGAGAUCCCGUUGAGUUUGAGAUGACCUAUGAUCGUCGUACCGGAAAACCGAUUGCUAGUCAAGUUUCCAAAAUUGCUCCUGAAGUGGUUCUUUCGGAGGAACGUGUCACUGGAACUGUUACCACUGAGUUACGCACGGAUAAUAACAACAUUUUAAAUUCAAGCGAAACCACUGGUCGUAUAAGUUAUGAGAAUCGGGGAGAGUGCUUUUUCUUGCCCUAUACCAAAGACGAUGUUGAGGGUAAUGUUAAUUUGAGGGCUGGCGACAAAGUGAGCUUUCAGAUUGCUACCAACCAAAGAGGAAAUUUGGGCGCUUGCCACAUCCGUUUGGAGAAUCCAGCACAACCAGUUAAAUACCGUGGAGUGGUUUGUUCCAUGAAGGAAUCCUUUGGUUUUAUCGAACGUGCUGAUGUUGUUAAGGAGAUUUUCUUUCAUUUCUCUGAAGCUGAGGGCAACGUUGAGCUACGUCCUGGAGAUGAUGUUGAAUUUACCAUACAAACACGCACAGUAAGUUUGCCAGUGAUAGAUAGAGUUAGCAAGCUGAGGAGUUGUUUCCCCUACCAACUUGGUUUUGUUUCCAUUGCAUUCUCAUUAAAGGGGCGUGAAUUCGCUUGUAACAUUACUCGCUUGCCUCCAGGCUCAGUUAUCUUUGAAGAUGUUGACACUACAAUCUACAAGGGACAAGUGUUGAAACCAUUGGAUCGCAAUAACCCCACUAGGCAAACUAAUGAUCCCUUGCCGGGACGCAUACGCUAUCGGGCUCCAGAUUAUUCUGAAGUUGAAGUACCAUUCGGCGACAAGGAUCAGAAAGGAGACUUCACUUUGCGUCAUGGUGAUUGGGUUCAAUUCUUAUUGGCCACCGAUCGGCGUGAUCAAUUGCAGCGUGCCACAUCGAUUUCCUUGCUUGAUGAGACUUUCAAAGUUUCGGGUGAAAAAAGAGAACAGGGUGUUAUUGCUUCUUUAAAGGAGGGAUUUGGUUUCAUAAAAAGUGUCGAACGUAAUGUCCGUAUAUUUUUCCAUUACACUGAAAUUUUGGACACGAGCCGUGAAAUUAUUGUAAACGAUGAGGUAGAGUUUACCGUAGUCCAGGAGCAAGGUGUUCCUUACAAUGCAUCACGUUUGCAUGCUAUACGCAUUAAGCAUUUACCCACUGGUACUGUGCAAUUUGAAACUUUAGUGGCUAGCAACAUUGAGGGUUAUGUUACCCGUGAGGCUCCCAAGAGUCCAGUUAAAUCUGCAGACCGCGUUGAAGGCGGUGUAAUUACCUAUGACCAUGGCGAACUUAAAAAGACUAUUAUGUAUUUCCUGAAAGACUGUGAAAAACCACCUAGAAUUGGAGACCGUGUACGUUUUGAUAUUCAUUUGGUAAAAAGAAAUAAAGAAUUGAUUGCUGUUAAUGUGCAAAACUUGCACACCUUGCAACCUGGCAUGCAGACAGCAGUUCAACCACAGCCACCACCGCAGCAGCAGCAGCAGCAGCAGCAACAAUUACCCCCAGCUUUGCAACAAUUGGCAACUAAUACAACGAAUCCACAAAAUCAACAGCAACCUUCGGUAGCACUACAUCACCAACAUCUUAUUCUUAAUCAAAAUAACGAUCCGGCAAUCAUAAGCCAGCAUACCAAUGGCAUUAUGGGGGGCCUUGGUGGGGUCGGUGGCGGCGGCGGCGGCGGCGGCAUGAUAAUUCCAACGCAAAAUGGUUACUUAACCAUGGGCAACAAUCAUCAGAUGAUGCAAACGCCUAAGAUUGAAGACUACAACAAAUUGGAGAACAACAAUAUGAGUGGCACUGAAACUGGUCAGCCCAUGUACCGGGGUUUUAUAGCCGUUAUCAAGGAGAAUUUCGGUUUCAUUGAAACUUUGUCGCACGACGAAGAGGUUUUCUUCCACUUCAGCAAUUAUGUGGGUAAUCCCAAUUGGUUGGAACUGGGCCAAGAGGUGGAAUACACUCUAUCGCCAAAUGGCAAUACGUCUGUCUCGGGCAAUUGUUUGCCCGCAGAGAAUGUUCGCGCCUUAGCUAAGGGCUCCAUUCCACAGCCGGCUGUUAAGGAAGGAGUCCAUAAUGGCGUGGUGGCACGUCCUCUUCGUUGCAUUAAUCCCGACCAACAGGAAUAUGCUGGCCUAAUAGAGAUUUUAGAUGAAACUCGUACACAGGUCUUGUCCCAGCAUGAAUUUGGCAUUACGAGUUUGGUGAACAAGCGCGAUUUGCUGCAGACAGGGGAUCUGGUUAAUUUCAAGAUCGAUGAAACUGGCCGUGCUGCCGAAAUAACAGCUGUACGUCAAAAGAAACGCGCCACCGUGGACUCUAUAAAGGGCCAGUUUGGUUUUCUCAAUUAUGAAAUAGAAGAUGGCAAGAAGCUCUUCUUCCACAUGUCUGAGGUACAAGGCAAUGCGGUUUCUUUGCAUCCAGGAGACACCGUAGAAUUCUCUGUUGUCACAAAUCAGCGCAAUGGCAAAUCGUCGGCAUGCAAUGUUUUGAAAAUAAAUGAUCGUCCAGAUCGCUUGAUCUCUCGACUUAAAUUGACAGAUGAUACAUUGCCCCGAUUGAUUGUAAUCAGAGCUCCAAAGGGGCCUCAGCCAAAGGGAUUUUUGACACAAGCACGUUUACCACGCAUUCCAGGGAUUAUCUUGGAAUAAAUCAUUGAAUAAUCACAAUUAUCGAAGGAUUCAACGACUGAAGACUAGUUCCCCUCCCAAACACUCCCCGCCCCGUAACAUUUUCAUUUUACGCAUGGAAGCCAUCAUUUUAUAGAAUACACACACACACACACACACUGCUAUACUCGAUAAAAAGAAACACUGCUAAAUCAUAAAUACAAAUAUAAAAUAAAGGACUCUAUCAUUAUAUCCUAUUCAA